Vigna angularis (adzuki bean) is the source of this 762-nucleotide messenger RNA. RefSeq lists its product as uncharacterized. NCBI's taxonomy places the organism in Eukaryota, Viridiplantae, Streptophyta, Magnoliopsida, Fabales, Fabaceae. The transcript is spliced from 6 exons. The coding region runs from base 1 to 762 and encodes 253 amino acids. The record is from RefSeq and is a predicted model, not a curated record.
AUGCAAAGAGCUGCUAAACGUUGUGCUGGUGGAGGUGUUGCACUUUCUAUUUCAAAUGCUUGCGGUGCUGCUGCCUAUGCUGCCUGUGCUGCCUGCGCUGCCUGCGCUGUCGCUGCUUGCGCUGCCGGUGCUGGCGCCGCUUGCGUUGCCGCUGCCGCUUCCACCGCUGCCGCUUCUACUGGUUGCGCUGCUUGCGCUGCCGUUCCAUGGAUUAAGAAACAAAAUGGAAGUAAAGACAGAGAAGAAAUGAGAGAACAGAGAAGCAACAAGUGCUGGUUCUGCCACCCAGAAUUGUAUCGUGUUGUUGCUGCUGCAUGUUUUGCAACCACCCAGAUGCGACAAAGAACAUCGCUGCUGCAGGUUCUGCCACCAGAAGAUAAAGCACACUCGUAUGAUGGUUUUGCAAGCACCAAGGGCAAGAUGGUUCUGCCACGCACAGUCCUGAUGGAACAGUUAAAGAAAGGGGAACAACUUGCACUGCCAGAGAUAGAUGCAAAGAGCUGCUCGGGAGGAACAUCAACAUGGUGGGGGGUUUCCGAAGGUGUUGCACUUUCUAUUUCAAAUGCUUGCGGUGCUGCUGCCUAUGCUGCCUGUGCUGCCUGCGCUGCCUGCGCUGUCGCUGCUUGCGCUGCCGGUGCUGGCGCCGCUUGCGUUGCCGCUGCCGCUUCCACCGCUGCCGCUUCUACUGGUUGCGCUGCUUGCGCUGCCGUUCCAUGGAGUAGUUCUUCUUCUUCUUCGGCUUCGACAUGGGCUCUAAAUUGA